AUUAGUAGUAAAAAAAAACAAUUGCAAAACCAAAAAAGAAAAGUUCUUGUCUUUGUUGAUCUUUUCUUUUUAAUCCGAUUCCAAAACUGGACCCUCCUCUUAAGAUCUCUCUAUUUGUUUUUUUCUUUCUUCUCCAAAAUCGAUAAAGAACUUAAAAGAAAGAAUUGAUCUUUUGAGAGGGUGCCAGUUUUUUGCUUCUUUUGUUGUUCAUCUUCUCCAAUCUUUGUUUGUAGUAGAAAAAAAAAACCCAUUCUUUUGUUUACUUUCUCUAUCCUUUUCGUUUGAUUAUCCCGGGAAAGUUUGCAUUUUUAACUGAAAAAAUUGACAUAAAUGUGGGGAGCUUUCGCAGAACCAGCAGAUUCUUAUUACCAGAUUCGUCCUGAGUGCACUGAUGUCCCCAAUACCAAAUUCAAGAUCAAACCUGGUAAAACUUUGAGUGUAAGAAAAUGGCAAGCUGCAUUUACAACAGAAGGGUUCCUUGAUAUUGGCAAAACUCUAAAUCGUAUCCAACGAGGGGGAAUCCAUCCAUCGAUUAGAGGAGAAGUCUGGGAAUUCUUACUUGGUUGUUAUGAUCCAAAGAGCUCAUUUGAAGAAAGAGAGCAAAUCAGACAACGUAGAAGAUUGCAGUAUGCUUCAUGGAAAGAGGAAUGUAAACAAAUGUUUCCUGUUAUCGGAAGUGGUGGAUUUAUUACCGCACCUGUAAUUACCAACAAGGGUGAACCCAUUAACGAUCCUCUUGUACUACAAGAAACAAAUUUAGGUGCGAAUGGUGCGGAUUUCUUCAAAGAGCUUGCAAGCCGCGGACCUUUGGACAAGAAAGUUAUUCAAUGGUUGCUAACACUUCACCAGAUAGGUCUUGAUGUAAACCGCACAGAUAGGACUUUGGUAUUUUAUGAGAAAAAGGAGAAUUUGUCUAAGCUCUGGGAUAUUCUAGCUCUCUACGCCUGGAUAGACAACGACGUUGGUUAUUGCCAAGGUAUGAGUGAUCUUUGUUCCCCUAUGAUUAUGCUUCUUGAAGAUGAAGCUGAUGCUUUUUGGUGUUUCGAACGAUUGAUGCGUCGAUUGCGAGGAAACUUUCGGGACACGGGGAGAUCAGUUGGAGUCGAAGCACAGCUUACUCAUUUGGCUUCAAUCACUCAGAUUAUUGACCCUAAGCUUCACCAUCACUUAGAGAAAUUGGGUGGUGGUGACUAUCUCUUUGCGAUUCGAAUGAUCAUGGUUCAGUUCCGAAGAGAAUUCUCUUUUUGCGACUCCUUGUACCUUUGGGAGAUGAUGUGGGCAUUAGAGUAUGAUCCAGAAAUGUAUUCUCUAUAUGAGGAGCCUCAGUUCGAGGGAGAGAGAACUAUUGAAGGUUCCUCCAAAGGUAAACCAAAGUCGAUAAACCAAUGCGGGAAGUACGAGAGAGAGAACAUGAAGAACGGAGGGAAAAGCGCAGAAGGUCCUUUGCCUAUUUCGGUUUUCUUAGUGGCUAGUGUUUUGAAAGACAAGAGUUCUAAGCUUAUGACAGAAGCUCGAUGACUCGAUGAUGUUGUAAAGAUCUUAAACGACAUAACCGGGAACUUGGAUGCAAAGAAAGCCUGUACUGGUGCAAUGAAACUUCACAAGAAAUAUCUAAAAAAGCAGGCAAAGAAAUAGCACUGGAGAAGAUUUGUGAGUAGUAGCGUUUUUGUAUGUUGUUGUUAUACAUAUUUGAGGUAACUCACAAAAUUCGGCGACAAAAAGUGACUGGUCAGAGAUUUAACGAUUCAUUGGGUGGCAAAGCAUUCUGAAGAAAAGAAACCAUGGACCUUAACUUACACAACAACUUACUCGUAAAAACUGUUGAUAUAAAUCCAUGUUGUAAUCUUUGUUUCCACAAAAAAAAAAAAAAAAAUUAUCAUCGAUUCCUUUCUAAACUUAUCGUUCCACUUGUAUAAGCCGGAUUAUAUAUGUAAAUAAGGAUGGAGUAUUUGAAUUACAGGUCAGACAUAUGAAUAUGUUCAUAAAAGAAUUGUAAACUUCUUUUUUUUUCUCCUAUUUUAUAUGGUUUUCCUCUGUUCUCUGAACAUCUAAAAGUAUAAACUCUUUAUUCACUCAUCAGCAGAGAAACUAGAGAGACAUUGGACAGCUCUAUCUAUACAUAACUACCACAUAAAUUUAGCCCUCAAAAGAUGAAUCAUAUGUCCUGCAAUGAGAGAAGCCAUUCUAAAUAAUCUUAAGAUUUGAAACCUAGCAUUCAGACAUAAUUUGAAUAGCUACAAAACAGAACAUGCCAACAACAUCUAGAAAGCUGCUUGUAAGAAGGAGAAGAACGAGAACAUACGCAUUACGAAUGAGCGGAUAAGAUAUUUUACAUAGAAGAAACACAUCUCACUGAGAAGAGAAA
This is a messenger RNA of Camelina sativa (false flax), 2365 nucleotides long. RefSeq lists its product as uncharacterized. The record is from RefSeq and is a predicted model, not a curated record. Gene Ontology annotation, molecular function: GTPase activator activity. Gene Ontology annotation, biological process: activation of GTPase activity. Lineage: Eukaryota; Viridiplantae; Streptophyta; Magnoliopsida; Brassicales; Brassicaceae.